AUGCUUGUAUCAUGUGAGGACGACGUGUUUGAGGUUCCUGAGGACGUGUGCUGCACGAGUGAGACCCUGAGGCUGUUCAUUGGCUGUGGCAGCACCAGAAUGACUCUUCCGAUCAAGACGAAGCACCUGGAAAGAUGCAUCGAAUUCAUGAGAUUCAAGCACGCCUCAGAGAGUGGCGAAAGAGAGAGCAAGUGGCUUGAGGCGUUCAAGAUCAAGGACGAGGAGGCCGUGGACAUGCUGGACGUAGCCAGUUACAUGCGACUGUAG
This is a messenger RNA of Enterospora canceri, 267 nucleotides long. NCBI's taxonomy places the organism in Eukaryota, Fungi, Microsporidia, Enterocytozoonidae. The record is from the annotation of a GenBank genome assembly.